Phragmites australis (common reed) is the source of this 986-nucleotide messenger RNA. RefSeq lists its product as uncharacterized. Bases 189 to 986 code for a protein of 265 amino acids. Lineage: Eukaryota; Viridiplantae; Streptophyta; Magnoliopsida; Poales; Poaceae. The transcript has 5 exons. The record is from RefSeq and is a predicted model, not a curated record.
CAAAGUAUCACCGAUACGUCACGGAGGCCGCCGUACCCGUAUCUGAUACGGCGGGAUACGGCGAUACGGCGCGAUACGGCGCGAUACAGCGCUGGGAGCACGCACGCCGCCGGGAGUGAGCGCGGCGGCCUGGAGCCGAAGCCGCCACAGCACGAAUCCGUCAACACGUGAGAUCCAAAUCGCUGGCCAUGAUGGAAAGUGAAAGCUCAGCAUCCCCUAGUGCGCAAGCUGCUGCUAGUAACAGUAAUGUUGUUGAUGAAGAAAGAUUGCGCAAAACUCCUUUGUGGAGGCAUGUUAAAGUGCUUCAGAAGAAUGGUGCUUCCGGUGGUAAUGCAAGAUCUGAAUGCCUAUAUUGUGGUCACAUUAUCCCUGGGAGUUAUUCUAGAGUGAGAGCACAUCUGUUCAAGGUGCCGAACCAAGUCACAUCAAUAUGUUCUGUUGCGACACCAGAGAUGGUUGAGCAAUUUCGUAGGGAAGAAGGUGCAGCUAAAGCAACGACUGAAGCGAGCACACAGAGGAGUGCUCCCAUGCCGGUGCAGCUCCCAUUGUCGACGAAGGCAUCCAAGAAGAAGAAGCAAACAUGUAUUCUGGAAAGUUUCCACCUUGAACUUCGACAAAUGGCUGAUGCUAUUAUUGCAAGAAUGUUCUACACUGGAGGUAUUCCUUUCAACAUGACCUUUGCAUGGGAGGUAAAGCUACCAUAUCCGACCGAAGAGGAGAGGGAAGGAUACAGUUGUGAUGACUGCUUCGAUGAUCUGUGCAAGGAGAUGAGCAGGAUGGCUGUGUUUGACGAAGAGGAGAAGGCUGGGCUGCCGCAGUUCGAGGGGAGGUACACCCGGUUCAUCUACAACAGCGACAACGAGAUCGAGAGGGACGGCGUGGUGGAUGCAGCUGAGGCAAGGGCCUGCCGGUGCCGGAGGGGAGGCAUCUGCGCUUCCACGAGGAUGAGGAGGAGGAUUAAGCAUAUGCAUAUAACAGCUGUUUAG